This is a messenger RNA of Episyrphus balteatus (marmalade hoverfly), 1835 nucleotides long. RefSeq names its product dopamine receptor 1 (gene Dop1R1). Gene Ontology annotation, cellular component: membrane. The coding region runs from base 140 to 1450 and encodes 436 amino acids. Gene Ontology annotation, molecular function: G protein-coupled receptor activity. The record is from RefSeq and is a predicted model, not a curated record. Gene Ontology annotation, biological process: adenylate cyclase-activating adrenergic receptor signaling pathway. Lineage: Eukaryota; Metazoa; Arthropoda; Insecta; Diptera; Syrphidae. The transcript is spliced from 6 exons.
UUUUAUUGGUCCUUGUUUAGGUUUUCAUUCCCUUUUUUUUUGGUUGUGUUUAAAUAAUCCCUUUUGAAACGGAAGUUGUGCAGUGUGAAACCUCAAAGUUACAAAAAAAAAAAAAAAAAAAAAAUAAAUAUUCAACAGGAUGCAAAACAUUUCUAUAGAUCGCAAAAUGUCCGCAACCGUUGGUCAAACGACGGACAUGGAUGUGGAUAUUGAAAUUGAUAUACAGCUCUUAACGACAGGAUACGAGGAGAGCACGGUGACUUCAUACUACAAUGAGACAACGUGGAUGAGUCCAACGCAAGGAGACACAAUAGUGGGUGAGGAUCCGGAUAAUCUGUCACUUGUAUCGAUUUUAUGUGUUGGUGUUUUCCUGUCAUUACUCAUAUUUUUGUCUGUGGCGGGAAAUAUCCUCGUCUGUUUGGCCAUUUAUACGGAAAGGAGCCUGCGGAGGAUUGGCAACUUAUUUUUGGCCUCAUUAGCGAUUGCGGAUUUGUUUGUUGCAUCAUUAGUUAUGACAUUUGCUGGAGUCAAUGAUUUACUGGGUUACUGGAUAUUUGGUGCUCAGUUUUGUGAUACUUGGGUAGCGUUCGAUGUAAUGUGUUCUACGGCGUCUAUUCUUAAUUUAUGUGCCAUUUCUAUGGACCGGUAUAUACAUAUAAAGGAUCCCCUGAGAUAUGGCAGAUGGGUGACGCGACGCGUUGCUGUUGUCACGAUAGCAGCCAUUUGGCUGCUGGCAGCUUUUGUUUCAUUUGUUCCAAUUUCAUUAGGACUCCAUCGACCCGAACAGCCACUGAUAGUGGAGGACAAUGGUAAAAAAUAUCCAACGUGUGCAUUGGAUCUGACGCCCACCUAUGCUGUUGUAUCCAGUUGCAUAAGUUUCUAUUUUCCAUGUGUGGUAAUGAUUGGAAUUUAUUGCAGGUUGUAUUGCUAUGCACAGAAGCAUGUUAAAUCGAUAAAGGCUGUAACUCGUCCAGGUGAAGUAGCGGAGAAACAACGCUACAAAAGCAUCCGUCGACCGAAGAACCAAAAGAAGUUCAAAGUUCGUAACCUGCAUCACUCCUCGCCAUACCAUGUAUCCGAUCAUAAGGCUGCUGUAACAGUCGGUGUGAUUAUGGGCGUCUUCCUCAUCUGUUGGGUGCCGUUCUUUUGUGUGAACAUCGUUGCUGCCUUCUGCAAGACCUGCAUAGGCGGACAAACAUUCAAAAUACUCUCAUGGCUGGGCUACUCGAAUUCAGCCUUUAAUCCAAUUAUCUAUUCAAUAUUCAACAAGGAAUUCCGAGAUGCAUUCAAACGAAUCCUAACCACGAAAAAUCCAUGGUGCUGUCGUCGGGAGCCAGGCAAUAUCCAUUCGAGGAACAGUGACCGUUUUGUGACCGAUUAUGCUGCCAAAAAUGUCUGCAUGAAUUCGGGCCGUUCAUCGGCCGAACUGGAACAGGUAUCUGCGAUUUGACCAAAACGCUCCCUGGUCUGCUGCAUCUCAGCAUCGGCCUCGUCAUCGUUAUCUUAUGUGGAGUGAGACGAGGCCGAUACAGAACUGGAUACCCAGGUAUGAAUAUAAAAAUAAAAAUGAUGCAUGUGGGACACAUAAAUUCAAAAAAAAAAAUAUAUCAUAAAAAUAUUUUUAUAACAAAAAAAUGUAUCAAAAGAAAUGAGCUUAAAAAUAAGAAAAAUGUGAAGGACGACUGUAUAUUAUAUCAACACAAAAGCAAAUAAUCAGAAACUUGUGAAAUUGCUGCUCGCGUAAGAUUUGCGAACCUACGAACAACUAAAUUAAAAAAAAAAAAAAAAUAAGAAUUUACCAUUUGUACAAAAUCAAACAGAAAAAAAAAAAAUAU